Molecule: messenger RNA, 639 nt
Organism: Lasiodiplodia theobromae
Lineage: Eukaryota; Fungi; Ascomycota; Dothideomycetes; Botryosphaeriales; Botryosphaeriaceae
Product: Cytochrome p450 protein
Exons: 2
Coding region: 1-639 (212 amino acids)
Source: RefSeq, a predicted model, not a curated record
AUGUCGCUCGUCGGGCUUCUGGAUUCGCUUGGAGUAAUGGGUGUGGAUGCUAGAAGCUCUUUCAAUGGAGGCGUCCAGGGCCCGUUGUCGGAUCGCCAGUGGGAGAGGGAGGUGGAAGUGUGGUGGCAGGCGGCACUGGCCAUGUUACAACUGGGAAUCACGGAACAGGCAACUGGCCCAUCAUUGGCCAGCGCAGAGGUGCUAUUCACAAAGCCUCAUACAAAGGCUGGGUAUACUCGGUGCAAGAAUCAGAUGAUCCGCAGUACAGCAUACGCAUCUUUCAGCACACUUGGGAUCGUAAUCAUCUUCUCCCUUGGCGGCUGCUUCAUUAUUCUAUCAUACAUACUCGAGCCUUGUGUUAACUUUAUUCAGCGCAAGCACGGUCUCGAUGUCUACCACCGUCUCGAGUGGGCUACUAAUGGGACUCUGCAGCUACAGCGGCUCGCCCAUGAAGAGCUCGGUCUCGGCACCUGGACCGGUGCGGCUGCCGACGUCCCCAUCGUGGUCGCCUCUGGAGAUCGCCAAACGAGCUGCAAGCUCGCUAUGGUGAACGUGUCAGAUGUGGAGCACCCAAAGCUAGUGGCGUCGCCAGAGCCGCUGGAGAGACAGAUGGUAGGAGAGACUGGAAAGACGGUUUAA